Messenger RNA from Mizuhopecten yessoensis (Yesso scallop), 1762 nucleotides. RefSeq lists its product as uncharacterized. Lineage: Eukaryota; Metazoa; Mollusca; Bivalvia; Pectinida; Pectinidae. Bases 326 to 1609 code for a protein of 427 amino acids. The record is from RefSeq and is a predicted model, not a curated record. The transcript has 2 exons.
GAUGGAGACUGUAAGUGUCAGAACCUCAGUAAUGAGACUGGGGGAGGAGGUGUGAUAAUGAUAGAAGGAGGAUAGUCAGUAGUUAGCUGGGAAGGAGGCUGUCAGAACCACAGCAAGAUGGUAAGGAAGCUGAAAGUUAGAGGGGUGGCCUGGAGGAUGGGUAAAAUGUUAGUGGUACUUGGCAAGGAGGCUGUCAUAAUAAAAAAAAAUAAAAAAAUAACUUCAAUAAAUAUGCAAGGAAAACUUGGAAGACAACAAUAGGAACUUACAAUAUGCCAAAAUACAUUGUAAUAAGAUAAGGAGGCUUGGAGGAAGGGUAGCAAGGAUGAAGGGUAACUUAACAAUGCUAGGAAGGAGGCUUGGAGGAAGGGUAGCAAGGAUGAAGGGUAACUUAACAAUGCUAGGAAGGAGGCUUGGAGGAAGGGUAGCAAGGAUGAAGGGUAACUUAACAAUGCUAGGAAGGAGGCUUGGAGGAAGGGUAGCAAGGAUGAAGGGUAACUUAACAAUGCUAGGAAGGAGGCUUGGAGGAAGGGUAGCAAGGAUGAAGGGUAACUUAACAAUGCUAGGAAGGAGGCUUGGAGGAAGGGUAGCAAGGAUGAAGGGUAACUUAACAAUGCUAGGAAGGAGGCCUGGAGGAAGGGUAGAAAGGAUGAAGGGUAACUUAACAAUGCUAGAAAGGAGGCCUGGAGGAAGGGUAGCAAGGAUGAAGGGUAACUUAACAAUGCUAGGAAGGAGGCCUGGAGGAAGGGUAGCAAGGAUGAAGGGUAACUUAACAAUGCUAGGAAGGAGGCCUGGAGGAAGGGUAGCAAGGAUGAAGGGUAACUUAACAAUGCUAGGAAGGAGGCCUGGAGGAAGGGUAGCAAGGAUGAAGGGUAACUUAACAAUGCUAGGAAGGAGGCCUGGAGGAAGGGUAGCAAGGAUGAAGGGUAACUUAACAAUGCUAGGAAGGAGGCCUGGAGGAAGGGUAGCAAGGAUGAAGGGUAACUUAACAAUGCUAGGAAGGAGGCCUGGAGGAAGGGUAGCAAGGAUGAAGGGUAACUUAACAAUGCUAGGAAGGAGGCCUGGAGGAAGGGUAGCAAGGAUGAAGGGUAACUUAACAAUGCUAGGAAGGAGGCCUGGAGGAAGGGUAGCAAGGAUGAAGGGUAACUUAACAAUGCUAGGAAGGAGGCCUGGAGGAAGGGUAGCAAGGAUGAAGGGUAACUUAACAAUGCUAGGAAGGAGGCCUGGAGGAAGGGUAGCAAGGAUGAAGGGUAACUUAACAAUGCUAGGAAGGAGGCCUGGAGGAAGGGUAGCAAGGAUGAAGGGUAACUUAACAAUGCUAGGAAGGAGGCCUGGAGGAAGGGUAGCAAGGAUGAAGGGUAACUUAACAAUGCUAGGAAGGAGGCCUGGAGGAAGGGUAGCAAGGAUGAAGGGUAACUUAACAAUGCUAGGAAGGAGGCCUGGAGGAAGGGUAGCAAGGAUGAAGGGUAACUUAACAAUGCUAGGAAGGAGGCCUGGAGGAAGGGUAGCAAGGAUGAAGGGUAACUUAACAAUGUUGGGAAGGAGGCCUGGAGGAAGGGUAGCAAGGAUGAACGGUAACUUAACAAUGUUUGGAAGGAGGCCUGGAUGAAGAGUAACUUAACAAUGCUAGGAAGGAGGCCUGGAGGAAGGGUAACUUAACAAUGCUAGGAAGGAGGCCUGGAGGAAGGGUAGCAAGGAUGAACGGUAACUUAACAAUGUUUGGAAGGAGGCCUGGAUGAAGAGUAACUUAACAAUGCUAGGA